This is a messenger RNA of Dicrocoelium dendriticum, 5664 nucleotides long. The record is from the annotation of a GenBank genome assembly. NCBI's taxonomy places the organism in Eukaryota, Metazoa, Platyhelminthes, Trematoda, Plagiorchiida, Dicrocoeliidae.
AUGUUACAGCAAGAAGUUGACGUUUCGACCACCUCCGUCGAUCGACUUCAAAAAAGUUCCGUGUCGAUAAAUCACUUACUGAUGCAGCAACAUUUAGCGCUGUUGCUUCACGCUGAACAUUGCCGUCGGUUGGGCAAGGAUUCGUCGAACAGCUGUUUGAUUCGACACUGUUGUGUGAUGCAGCAAGUGUUGAGUCACAUUGAGAGCUGCUUUCCUGAAGAGAACUGUUCCUUUCCUCAUUGUCGCUCUUCUAAACUCAUACUCCGUCACUUCAGACGUUGCCAGAAUAGAUCGUGUGAUGUGUGUGGCGCUGUACAAAAGCCCGUUGUCAAAAUCGGCAUUUCUCCGGCCACUUCGAAUGCUUUUACAAAUCACUGUGAUUUACCCUGUUUGGGUACAUCGAAUUCAGAUUCUAUGUCUGAUCUUUCUCCUCCUAAUGGUGUCAAGCAUUCAUCUUCGCCAGAGGGAGAAAAGUCCGUCUCUUUCGCUCUGACUGUGAAUGGCGAAAUCAGUCGGGGGAGUAACCGGAGCAUUUUCCAUCUUAGCGACCAACAACGUGAGCUAGCCAUGAAAAAAUUUGUCAAUGUAUCACUAUCCAUUUUCCCCACUGCUAACUCCACGGCCUACAGCGACCCUAGGAUGCGCCAAUUUUUGGACCACGUCAAGCGUAUGGAGAAAGACAUAUUCAUGAAGUCCAAGUCAGUGAAGGAUUACUACGCGGCCCUGACAACAUGCUAUCAAAGUAUUCACUCUGAGUUAAGAGAAAAACGGCGUCUGCGUGGCGCACGUUCCUCGGAACCAUCUAGCGAAUGUGCUGAUCUUAUGUCCUCUGAGCUCAGAUCUUCCGAGAAAUGUGACUUAUCUGCAACUAACAUAUCCGAUGGGUUUGAGGGUGUUAAUGUUUCUGACGCAUCGGAGGUGAAAAAUAAGCCGGAAGAACAAAUGCAAUCUCCAUCCACAGUGGUUCAAACCGAUUCGACUGUGAAAAAUCCAUGCAUUACGGAGAACUUUGUGCACGAAAAGCCAGAAGCAUGUACAGACGAUAACUCCCAUCCUCUCGUUGAUACGAAGCCUUCGGUUUCCAUUUCUCCUUCUCCAGCCAAGGAUGCUGUUGAAUCGGAGUCUCUAUCCAAGGCCACGGAUGUGGAACGUAUAAAAGCAGAUAUGGUCAAGCAUGAGGAGGUGGUUUCAUCUUCUAGCACUGCACAAACUGCACGCGAACCGACGAGUCGUGUCAUCUGGUACCCAAAUGAACUACUUCGCUAUUUCAUCCCAGUUGUUGAGAAAAUUAGUAAGGAGAAGGACGCAGAGCCGUUCCUGCAACCUGUGGAUUGGGAGUCUUUGGAAAUAUAUGACUAUCCCCAAAUAGUUUCAAAUCCAAUGGAUCUGUCCACUAUCCGUAAAAAGCUGGAAAAUCGUGAAUAUAAAGACCCAUGGAACGUGGUGGAUGAUUUUUGGCUUAUGUUGAAUAAUGCCUGGUUGUAUAAUAAAAAGACAUCCAAAGUAUACAAAACUUGUACAAGACUUUCAGAGAUUUUUGAAGCUGCGAUUGAUCCUGUCAUGCAGCAACUCGGGUUCUGCUGUGGUCGGGAAUAUUACUAUCAGCCACCUCCGCUUACCUGCUUAACUCCGAAAUUUUGUACUAUACACAAAGAUGCGGUGUAUUACGUUUACAAGAACGAUGACCACCUACCUGGCUUGUUGGAACAAAAGUACACCGUAUGUGAACGCUGUUACAAUGAAGCCGGAGAUGAAAUCAGGUUGGAUAGUGAAUCUUCAACGGUGGUAACCGUUCAAAAAGCUUCGAUGCAGAAAUGCAAAAACGACAAGAAAGAGAAGGAGCCGUUCGUGUUCUGUCGGAAAUGCGGUCGCAAGUGGCAUCGCGUUUGUGCUAUCCAUUUGGACGAAAUUUGGCCCGACGGUUUCAUUUGCGCUCAAUGUAUUAAGGAUCAUGGUCUUAAGCGACCAGAGAAUCGAUUUACGGCUCGCAAAUUGUCCACUUGUAAAUUGAGCAUUUUCCUUGAGAAACGAGUGAAUGACUUCCUGAAGAAAAAAGGUGUUAACACCGGCGAUGUGAUCAUCCGUGUCCUAGCGGCCGCGGACAAGACUGUGGAGGUCAAACCCGGUAUGAAAGCCAGAUUUUGCGAGUCUGGCGAGAUGCCGGAGUCAUUCCCGUACAGAGUGAAAGCAAUAUUUGCUUUUCAGGAAAUAGACGGACAGGAGGUCUGCUUCUUCGGUCUCCAUGUGCAGGAGUACGGUUCGGAGUGUCCUUAUCCUAAUACCAGGCGCGUUUAUCUUGCCUAUUUGGAUUCUGUGUACUUUUUUCGCCCAAAGCAAUAUCGGACGGAUAUUUACCAUGAAAUAUUGGUCGGUUACAUCCAUUACGCGAAACUGUUGGGUUUUACUAUGGCACACAUUUGGGCUUGCCCGCCAAGUGAAGGCGAUGACUACAUCUUUCAUAUGCAUCCACCAGAUCAAAAGAUCCCAAAACCGAAGCGCUUGCAAGAGUGGUAUCAGAAGAUGUUGAAAAAGGCUUUAUUGGAGCGCAUUGUUGUAGACUAUAAGGAUAUCUGUCAAGAUGCUUGCGAAUCCCGCUUGGUGUCUCCAACUGAGUUGGCUUAUUUCGAAGGCGACUUCUGGCCGAACACAUUGGAAGAGCUGUUUAAAGAAAUGGAUGAAGAGGACGCUCGUCGAAAACGCGAACAGGAGGCUCUUGCGCGCGACGACGAGGAGGAGGAUGCAAAAGAAACUGUGCAGACAGGAGAUAGUGACAAUAAUCCGGGAAAAAAGAAGGCAAAGAAACGAAAGUUAAAGCGCAAUCCUUCAUUGUCCCUGACUGGGAAAAGAAAACGACUAAACGGCAAUGGUUCUGCCGAUUUAGCGAACGAGGUGGCCAGGAGGGUAUAUGAGAUUAUGGAAAAACACAAAGAGAACUUUUUUGUCAUUCGACUGCAGCCACAGAACAUGGUUUCUUCUCUGCCCCCGAUCAAAGAUCCUGACCCAUUGAUCAGCUCUGAUCUGAUGGAGUGUCGUGGGGCUUUUCUUGAGCGGGCACGAGAAAAACACUUGGAAUUCUCCUCUGUCCGUCGUGCUAAAUAUUCAACAUUGGUUAUGCUAUACGAAUUACACAACGAAAAUCGGCAGCCGCUCAUGUACACUUGCAAUGUAUGUAGCGUGCAGUUAGAGACGCCAUGGCACUGUAAGCAAUGUGUCGAGUACGACCUGUGCUCCCGAUGUUAUGAAACCGAGAAUCAUCCUCACCCUAUGGUUCAGGUUGGCCUUGGCUUGGAUGAUGGCAGCAGAGGUCAGGAUAUGGACAGCGAUUCAGCUGCUGUCCAAGAGUCCGGACGUGACAAACUCAGUCGUCUGGUGAAGGCAUUAAGUCACGGUUGCUCUUGUCGUGAUGCUAAUUGCCGAGUGUCUGCUUGCAAAACGAUGAAGUCUAACGUUCAACACUUCCGAGUACAUGCAGCUGCGGCGCGCAAUCAGUGUCCCAUCUGUCGUUCUCUCUCGUUUCUGUGUUAUUACCAUUCAAAGACUUGCCACGAGCUUAAAUGUCCCGUCCCUCUCUGUCCGAAACUGAAAGCUAAGAUGAAACAACAGCAGAAACAGCAGCGUUUGGAGCAGACUCAGAUGCUGCGCCGACGCAUGGCUACAAUGCAGCGGUAUCAUAACAUGACACCAAAUCAGCCCAGUGGUCCUUCACAACCCACUCCCCACCAGAUGUCAUCAGCUUCUGACUGCACUCCUUCCCCGGCCUCAGGCAGUAUGCAGUUGUCUCCUUACCCCCCCGCCACGUCUGCAGUUACUGGGGCCUUGUCUUUCAACCCCAUAUCAUCUCCCUUAUCUCGUUCCCAGGCUUCUCUGCCCUCACCGCAGCAACCAUCCUUCAUCCAUCAUUGUGGUUCUGGCGGACAAGUCUCACAUCCAAAGCCGGUGGCAGCAAACUCGGGAGUUCAGUUGUCGCCGUCCAUCACUUCUCCACAACACACGGCCUCGUGUCCGUACUCAUCAACUAGCCCGUACAGCUUCGGCCCCCAACCGUUUCCUUCUUAUGUGGAUCCCGCCGAUGCUAGCAACUUGGAUGGUGUUGCUCCAGGUGCCUAUCCUUAUACCGCGCUUUCCAGAAGCCAAUCUGCUUCCACUGUUCCUUGCCAAAUGGGUUUCCAGGCCUCAGGUCAGCUCAAUACCCGCCAGCACUCCUCUGAGCGUCCACAGUCAACUCAAUACGGUUCUGGUCCAAGUCUCCCACAGUUCACAACCACUGGACAUCCCCAAUUGAUGCGACAGUCUCCGGGUCUCUCUCAGACCACUAAUGCUCCAUCAUCUCCACGCUAUCAGCAACAGCAAAUCUAUCCCGGCCAGACUUCACAGCUUUCCGAUAACUUGCCCUACUUAUCACAUGGGCCUGCAUCCACUUCCCGAUUGUGUCCGGAACCGGAACAUCCGCCAUACUCUCGGUGCAAACAACAGCCCCUACCGCAAGCGUUUUCCCAGCAACGACAGUUGUCACAAGUGACUUUACCUGGUAAUGCCGAACUCCAGCAUUCCAUUUCCUCACCGCAAUGUUUAUAUCAGGAGACUUGUGGUAGUCCCGGCCCUCAUUGGAGGCCGUCUGCUUCUCAUUUGAGUUCUUCUACACUCGGAAAUUGCUGUUCUGGUCCUGCUCUUCGGUCCCCACAUAGUGGCAACAGCCCUUGCGCUCCCAAUGUUACCGUUGCACGUGCAGCGUCUCAUACUUUAGCAUCCGCUCCUCAUGCCUGUGUCACACCUCCAAUGAACAGUGGUGGGAUCCCUACUGAGGAUAUCCACCUUGUCAGACAGACAUACAAUGAGAUGCGUCAGCGUGGUGCGCUAGCUGAAUUCUCCAGCUGGAUCAAUUCCAAUCCUCACUUGAUACGUGCCUGGCAGUUCCUGCAGCAAUCACACAUGUACGCUCAGCAGUUUCAGUAUCAACAGCAGCAACAACAACAGGCCAUGGGAGUCGGGAUGCAUGGAAGUAUCAUUCCGCCGCAACCACUGAACAACUACUCCAUGGGUCAGGUCUCUUCCUCCACUUUUCAACCAAGUUUGGCCGUACGAGGCGGCCGUCACCCGUCCCACUUGCAGAUGCCACUAGCAUCUAGCCAAUCUUUACCUCAGGGACAGGCACAACAAUGGGCUUCUAUGGCUCCUCAACAGACGCGCCUCCGCCCCACCAUCGUUGGCGCGCAACCUAGUCUCUAUUAUUCACAGUCCGACAGAUUGUGUGCAACGUACACUCCUGGCGUCCCACAACAACAGACCAGCACUUCACCAAGGUAUGCGGAUCACCCCGGUAAUUCCCGUUCGUCUCUACAGGUGAACUCUUCUAGUCAGAUAUCCUCCGGGAACACUCAACCCCGUUCUGGGAGCGUGAUGCCACAAGUUUCUCCUCAUUUACAGCAACAGUUCUCCUCUAGAUGCAGUGGUAACUGUGCAACACUCACCAACGUUUCCUCCAUUGGGCCACUACCUGUUCCCGGUUCCACAAUGACCUCAAGGUCUGGCCAACCCCUUCCGCAAUAUUCUUCUGCCAUGUUAUCGCAACUUCUAGGCCCUGGUCAAUCGACCGGAGGUGGUCCAGGUGCUCCCAUGUCAGCUCAUUUCCCCGCCAACCCCUUCGCCUCUUCUCAGAUGCUAUGA